Molecule: messenger RNA, 1309 nt
Organism: Rosa chinensis
Lineage: Eukaryota; Viridiplantae; Streptophyta; Magnoliopsida; Rosales; Rosaceae
Exons: 7
Coding region: 104-1309 (401 amino acids)
Source: RefSeq, a predicted model, not a curated record
UACGUGAUUGAAAAGAAAUCUCGGCAAAUGCACUGAGCAAGGCCGGGGGAGGAGUACAAGAGUAUUGCUGUGACAAAACUAGCUGAGAUAAACAGUUCAAGUUAUGGCUCCUUCAAAGACAUUGGCUACCUCAAGAGCAAAAGAAAAUAUUCUUAAGGCAUUGAGAGCUACAAGAGCGAGGUCUGCACCAGUAGCAGCAAAAUCUGGUCUAUCAAAUGCUUCUGAAAAUAAUACAUCCCCAAAGAAAGCAAUAACGUCACUGAAGGUGAACAAGACAUUGACCAAGAAGAAGGGCAAAUCCUCGAAGGCCACCAGCCCCUUUCCAACCGGCUUAAAGUUGCUGAAGCGCGGCUGUGUAACAAUGCAUAGGAUUGUGCGACGAAAAAUUCUUGGAAUUAAGCAGAAAGUCUUGUUUAACCAGAAGGGGGCGGCUUAUGGUGCUGCAGCCAAGGAGAUGCAGUCAUAUAUCGGGGUACUAGCACGUACCAAGGCACCUAUUUGGAGACCUAGUUGGAAGCAAGUGCCAAAAGAUCGUAAAAAUAAAAUUUGGCAGUGUGUUGAGAUGGCAUUUGAGAUACCCCCGGAGGCAAGGAGAAUGGUCCUAGCUUCAGCUUCACAGAAGUGGAGAGAAUUCAAGAGCAAGCUGAGUACACAGUACAUCAUCCCACAUAAGGAUGAACCUGAACUGUUAGAGUAUCCCCCAGCUGACUACAACUUCAUUGAGAAGGCUCAUUGGGACAUAUUUGUUGCUGAUCGCUUGUCUGAAGAGUUUCAGAUAUUGCACGAGGUGCAGAAGAAAAAGAGGGCUAAGAACAAGUACCCUCAUCGCAUUCGCUCUGAGUCUCUAGAAGAUUCAGAGCUGGACCGUGCAACAAUGUGGAUAAAGGCACGACAGGAUAAACAUGGAAACUUCAAAGAUGGUGAGCUAGAGCAGAAGGUUGCAGCAAUAGACAAGUUGAGGAAGCAAGUGAGUGACGGUGAGGUGACAACAUGCGGCACCGAUGAUGUAUUGACAAAGGCUCUAGGAAAUGCUGAGCACCAUGGCAGAGUACGUGGUGUGGGAGGUUAUGUCAAGCCUGCUACGUAUUUCAAACUGCCUAGGAACAAAAGGAAGACUGUUGAAGAGAGGAUUAAGGAAGGCUGCAAGAAACUUAUAGAAGAGGAGGCAGAGAAAAUUGUGGCACGAGAAAGAGCACAUUGGGCUGACACGAUAAUGAGAUUGGAAGCAAAAUUAGAUGGGAGAGCCCUUCCCAUUGAGUCGCCUCCGGCGGGUCAUGUUACCAAGGACCUUGGUUCUGGACAAGGCUGA